Molecule: messenger RNA, 4866 nt
Organism: Tachysurus vachellii
Lineage: Eukaryota; Metazoa; Chordata; Actinopteri; Siluriformes; Bagridae
Gene: ctcf
Product: CCCTC-binding factor (zinc finger protein)
Exons: 12
Coding region: 779-3190 (803 amino acids)
Biological process (GO): regulation of transcription by RNA polymerase II
Cellular component (GO): nucleus
Molecular function (GO): DNA-binding transcription factor activity, RNA polymerase II-specific; RNA polymerase II transcription regulatory region sequence-specific DNA binding
Source: RefSeq, a predicted model, not a curated record
GCCACUUUUCCGAAAGGGGGGAGUUUUGCAGGAUCUUUAAUCGGCCUCUAGGUGUCACGAUGGGGCUCCUGGUCCAGGCGGCUGGCGGGGGGUGUUUGUCUCCCUCUAUCGUUAUCGAAAAUUUAGCAAAAAACACUUAUAACCCAGAAGUUCGGGGUUAUGCCCGAUUAUUAAGUGCUAUUGAACUUAUAUUAGACGGCAUUUCGACGAGAUGCUUGAUUUGAACACUUGUGUGUUUGCGCCACUCUUUAGGCCAGGCGUCCAUUUUCUUUUUCUUCUCUUUGUUUCCGUGACAAAAACCCGCCGUUUCUUGAUAGAGCAAACAGCUUAACAAACAAGAUAAAUACCCCUCCCUAAACAUCUCUAGUUUUAAGUUUUGUACUGCACAAACAUCACAGAUAUGAUUAUAAUACCAAACUGGAAUACAUAUCUUUGUUUUUCGGUUAUUUUGUUGUCCUUUAGCACACUGGCUAGCUCAUUAGCAUUAGCAGUUUGUUGGCGCCCCUCCUCAGCCUGCUCAGCCCUUCCUGGCCCAUUACACAGCGCACACAUACACUCACGGUGAUCUGCACUACUAAAGCUUCCACACGAUGAUCUCGAUAUGUAGUUUCCUUCUCUUCGUCUGUCCUUGAAUUGUAUCACGGUGUUGACCAGAGUUAAACGCCGGAAUUGGCAGCUAGCUUUGGGUUGUUUGCUAGCCACCUUGUUGCGCAGAUGAAAAUCGGACGAGGAAGACGCGACGCUCAGUGAAGCAGUCUGCUGAUUUUGGGUAUUACCCAUGGAAGGGGGACCGUCUGAAGCCGUAGUGGACGAGACAGGGGACGCCUUCAAGGCCAAGGAUUGUAAGACGUAUCAACGACGGCGUGAGGACGAAGAGGUUGAAGCGGAUCUACUGCAGGCCGCUGGUCUAGAGGCAGUAGAUCAGUCUGUAGCUGAGGGUGAGGUGACCGAUGCAGUGGUCGAUGCACAGCAGCAGCUGGUUGAAGGUGUGGUGAGCGUAAAUAGUGGUGUAGAAAUGAUGGUGAUGGAUUCCCUAGACCCGUCGCUGCUGCAGAUGAAGACAGUGGAUGGUACCAUGGCCACUGCUGUGGGUGUUGCUGGAGCAGCCCACGAGGCCACGGUCACCACAGUAGAUGACACACAGAUCAUCACCCUGCAGGUGGUCAAUAUGGAGGAACAACAACUUGGUCUGGGUGAACUGCAACUAGUGCAGGUGCCUGUAUCUGCUGUGCCUGUCACUGCCACCACCGUGGAAGAGUUGCAGGGAACAUUGGUGGAUGCUACUGCCAUGCCUAAAGAUGGAGAGCCUGUCAUCUGUCACACGCUACCACUCCCAGAGGGCUUCCAGGUUGUGAAAGUAGGUGCCAACGGUGAAGUGGAGACUGUGGAGCAGGAAGAGCUCCAUGGCCAUGAGGAGCAGUCUUUGCAGCAGGAAGAGGAGGAGAUUCCUGAAUCCCAGAAUGAUGAUCCUACUUGGGCCAAGGAUCCUGACUACACACCUCCUGUCAAAAAGACCAAAAAGACAAAGAAAAGCAAGCUGCGUUAUAACACAGAGGGAGAGAAAGACAUGGAUGUGUCUGUUUACGACUUUGAGGAGGAGCAGCAAGAAGGCCUGCUCUCGGAGGUUAAUGCAGAGAAGGUUGUUGGCAACAUGAAGCCUCCAAAACCAACCAAAAUCAAAAAGAAAGGUGUGAAGAAGACAUUCCAGUGUGAGUUGUGUAGCUACACCUGCCCAAGACGCUCAAACCUCGACCGGCACAUGAAGAGCCACACGGAUGAAAGGCCGCACAAAUGCCACUUGUGUGGACGUGCCUUCAGGACUGUAACUCUUCUGAGGAACCAUCUCAACACACACACAGGCACAAGGCCCCACAAAUGUACUGAUUGUGACAUGGCGUUUGUAACUAGCGGUGAGCUUGUGCGACAUCGCCGCUAUAAGCACACCCAUGAGAAGCCCUUCAAGUGUUCGAUGUGUGACUAUGCCAGUGUGGAGGUCAGCAAGCUGAAGAGACACAUUCGCUCUCAUACCGGAGAGCGUCCAUUCCAGUGCAGCCUGUGCAGCUAUGCCAGUAGAGACACCUACAAGCUGAAGAGACACAUGAGAACCCAUUCAGGAGAGAAGCCCUACGAAUGCUACAUCUGUCAUGCACGUUUCACCCAGAGUGGCACUAUGAAGAUGCACAUCCUGCAGAAGCAUACCGAGAAUGUGGCCAAGUUCCACUGCCCUCACUGUGACACAGUCAUUGCCCGCAAGAGUGAUUUGGGUGUGCAUCUGCGCAAGCAGCAUUCCUACAUUGAGCAAGGCAGAAAGUGCCGUUACUGUGAGGCUGUGUUUCAUGAGCGCUACGCACUCAUCCAGCACCAGAAAUCCCACAAGAAUGAGAAACGCUUCAAGUGUGACCAGUGUGACUAUGCCUGCCGACAGGAGCGUCACAUGGUGAUGCACAAACGUACCCACACUGGGGAAAAGCCAUAUGCCUGCAGCCACUGUGAGAAAACGUUCAGACAGAAACAACUUCUGGACAUGCAUUUUCGACGCUACCAUGACCCCAACUUUGUGCCCACUUCUUUUGUGUGCAGCAAGUGUGGCAAGACCUUCACUCGCAGGAACACCAUGGCCAGACAUGCUGAGAACUGUACUGGACUGGAAGGUGGAGAUGGGGAGAAUGGUGCUCCAACCAAGAGAGGCCGUGGUGGCAGAAAGAGGAAGAUGCGCUCUAGGAAGGAUGAUGAUGAUGAUGAUAGUGAUGAUCAAGGAGAGCCUGACUUGGAUGACAUUGAUGAGGAAGAUGAGGAGGAGGAAGAUGUUCUCGAUGACGUGGAGAUGGAGGUAGAACAGGCUCCACCAACUGUCCCUGUCCCAGCCCCUGCUGAGCCGCCUGUCAAGAGGAAACGUGGUCGACCUCCCAAGAAUCCUCCCAAACCCCCCCCUGCUAAGAACACAGCCAUAGCACCCACUGCAACUGCCAUUAUCCAGGUGAAGGAUGAAGGCACGGGAGCCAUUGAGAACAUCAUAGUGAAGAAGGAGCAGGAUGGUCUGGAUACUUCAGUGGCAGCAUCAGCAGAGCCAGUGGUGGAGGAAGUUGAAGCCACAGAGGGGGAAGUGGAGGCAGAGCAGCUCUCCGUCCCCGAGGCCGCACCCAAUGGAGACCUCACCCCUGAGAUGAUCCUCAGCAUGAUGGACCGGUGAUGUGCUCUCCCAGGCCCAAUAACCACACUCUUGUAUGCGUCCUCUCCCAUGCUGUCACUUCCCUGCCUCACAGGACACAGCCUCCUUUCUGCUGUGUUCUUCAGUUUCUGAUCUGUAGAAUGAAAUAUCCAAUGUUCCCUUUUCACUCUUAAUAUUCACUUAAAAUUUUUUUUGUUGAUGUUACAUGCUUUUGACUCAUGUCAACUGUGCAGGAUCCUUUUCUACAUCUUGAGUUAUUAGUCUGAUUAUUGUCCCUUGUAUACCAUCUAGUGUCUGUGUUGCAGGGUUGCAGAGAUGCUUAAUUUGGAAUACAAUAACUGUUAUUGGUUCCUCAUUUUACUGUAGUGAACUGCGCACAUUUAGAUGUUUUUGCUGAAUUAACAUGCCAAUAUUCUUUCAGCAUCUAGACUAUUAUGUUACCAUGGCAAUAUUUGGGGAAAAAUUGGUGGGCCUGGUAAAGCCUUGAUAUUUAGACUUUCUAUCACUGUAGAAUGGGCAUUUUACCCAACAAAUAUCCUUUUAAUAUCUGACACAUAUGGCAAGUUUUAUUCUCUGUUGCAUUUCUUAUUGCUUUCAAUGAUUACAAUUGAUUAAAAAAGGCAAAGAGUAGAACUAUAGUGAUAUUCUUGUUUGGCCUGGGAGGAUUUCCAUCAAUCACGUUUGAAAUAACUAAAAAUAUGAGGUGGAUAACAUUGUACAAAAGAAGAGUAACCUUGGCUGGUCUUGCGUGUAAAUACGUUUUUUAUUUUUGUUUUAUGAACAUUUUAAUCUUUUUCAAGUGAAUUGAUGACCUUGAAUGCUGAAACGAAGACAUUUUAAACAGUAGUCAUUUGAAAACACGCUCCUGAAGAAUUUUAAAUCUUUACAAGGGUGUAAUGGCAUAAGAUCAUGUAAAUGCCCCAUUCCCAUUUAACUUGGCAUUGUACAGCUUCUAAUGUCCCCUGAGUUUGUGUUUUCAGCUUUACAGGGAAGGAAUUAGAUAUUCUCCUUUAUGGUUAAGGUAGGAGGAAAAGAGUCUAGAGCUUGUUUCUGUCGGCACACAUUUACAUAUUGGUUUCGAGGUAAGCUUAGCUCUUGAGUGGUGUAGUAGUAAUUUAAUCUGGUGCCCAGGGUUUAGCUACUGACACUGUAAAGGAAUGACAGAGGACAGGUGAGGAAAACUGAACGUUGGCCAAUGCUAGAUGAGCACGGAGUCUUGUAACUCUGCAGGCUAUGCCCUAACUGGCAGAUUAGUAUGACUGCUGAAGUUGUUCAUUAAUAACAAAUCAGAAAAAGGUCUCUGUCCAUAGCAAAUUUCUCACAUUUCUGUUCGCAUCACAUUGGAGUCCAUACAGCUUGAGCUUGAUGAAGCCAUUUUGAUGCAUUCUGUUCUGGAAGAGCUGUUUGCAUAAAGUUAGUUCUAAAGAGUUCAUUUUCUGAAGGUUUUUUUUUUUUUUCAGAUUCAGAAUGUUUUCUCUAUUUGUACUUUUGCAUUACAUUUUGUUUUCUUUUGUUAAGCUCUUAAUUUUAGUUUGAUGCUUUUUUUCCUUUUUGUACCUAGCUGUAACUGUGUGAAUUUUACAGUUGUCAGAAAACCAACAUAUAAAGACAUUUAUUAUGGCUGGGUGGGGCUUUGAGGGAAUAGGAAAAAUGUGGAGAAUGUAUUGCUGUACAGCUAAUAAAAUAAUAUUGUCCUA